AUGGCGAGCUCGUGGCGCAACAUCCAGGACGAGGACGACGAUGAAGAGGAGGAAUUCCGACCCGAGGUGCGCCCCACCUCGACAAUCACCUCGAACCCCCGCGGCGGCUCGGAGAACCCGAGAGCCCCGCCAGAUCCCGACCCGAACGACGCGCGCCCCCGAGGAGGGGUGCCAACCUUCCUCCCUCCAUCGUCCGACGACCGCGGGCUGACCGAACGACCCCCUCCCGCGCCCCAACCUCCGCAGUCGGACCGCGAGUCCAUCGUGUUCCUCAUCGACGCGUCCCCCGCCAUGUUCCUCCCGGCGCCCGCGAGCAUCGCCGCGAGCGGCGACAACCGCGUCGCGACGCACACGACCGCGGGGGGAUCGUCCAGAUCUUUCGUCGACGUCGCCGUGGACUGCGCGCGAUCCGUGCUCCGCUCGCGCAUCGUGUCCACCCCGAACGACCGCCAGGGCGUCGCCUUCUUCGCCACGACGAACGCGCGCGGAACCGCCGACGACGCCGGCGCGGGCGCGGGCGGGGGCGCGCGCGAGAACGUCUGGGUCGAGCAACGCAUGAACGUCCCCUCCGCGCGACGCAUACAGGAUCUUGCCGACCUGGUGGGCGCGGACGGAAACCGGCGACUCCGGGAAAAGAUCGGCGUCGAGGGUGGGGAAGAAAACACCGAUGGCGGCGGCGACGGGAAUCGAACCCGCGACGGCGUGGCAUCGUACUACGACGCCCUCCUCCGAGCGCACCACGUCGCGAGGGAGAUGCUCAACGACCACGCGCCGGGAGCCAAGGUUCGAAAAAGGCUCCUGCUCUUCACCAACCGCGACGCGCCCCUCGCGGGGGGGACGGGGGAGGACGGACGCGAGCUCAUCAGCGCGUGGCGGGAGUUCCGCGACGUGCACAGGAUCGACGUCACGCUGUACUCGCUCCCGUACACAGCUGGCGGCGGCGACGGGUACAGCGACUUUGACCCAGCCGUCUUUUACGAAAAUCUCACCGCGCGCGACGACGACGACGACGACGAAGGACGAGGCGCGAACCCCGACGACAGAAACCCCGAGCCGUCGGGGCGCGAGCUCGUGCCGUACGCCGGCGGCCACGAGCUCGUCGCCUGCUCCGCCGAUCGCAUCGACGGCCUCUCCGCGACGUUUCAAAAAAAAUCGCGAAAGCGUCGACGCGUGCGCACCGCUUCGCUUCGAUUCGGAUCCGACGAAAACGACGCCAUCGCCGUCGCGCUCUUCGCCCCCGCCGCGGAGGCUAAGAAGCCCAAGGCGGUGAACGUCCACGCCAAGGACCUCACGGAGUUGCACGCGGAGACGAGGCACAUCGCGAGCGCCGACGGCGCUUACGUGAGCCGAGAAAAUCUCACCCGCCGAUUCGUCGACCUCGGCGACUCGGCCGGGCGGGCGAUACUCACCCCGGCGGACGUCGCCGACGCCAGGCGGGCGUGCGAUCGCGAGGGUAUCCAUCUGCUGGGGUUCCGGCCGCGUGGCGCGAUCGGGCGGUGGGCUCGGACGUCCAAGCCGGCGAGGCUGAUGGUUCCCGAGGAGGAGUCGCGUCAGGCGGGUUCGACGGCGGCGUUUACCGCGCUUUGCGAGGCGAUGGUCGCCAAGGACCGCGUCGCGAUCGCGGCGUACGCGCGAACGGACGAUAGGUUCGCGGGCGUUCGAUGCGUCGCGCUCGUGCCCUGCGUCGAGGCGGCGGAGGCGGCGGACGACGACGACGACGACGACGACGACGCGAACGAUUUGAAAAUCAUCGGUUUGCACGUCGUCGACUUGCCGUAUCUGGACGAUGUGCGGCAUCCGGAGCUGGCGCACGCCACCGGCGGCGUCGUCGCGGGGCCGGACGCGAUCGCCGCGGCCGAGGCUGCGAUCGAGGCGAACCGCGUCGACCACUACUCCCCGCUCGACGUCCCGAACCCGAGCCUGAGUCGGCACUACCGAGCGCUUGAGAUUCAGGCGCUGGAUCGCGCGUGGACGGAAUCGGACGAGUUGGAGGCUGGUGACGUGACCAAGCCCCCGGACGCGGCCGAGCUGGAGAAGCUUGGGAUCAAGGAGAAGAUGAUCGCGUUCAAGGCGGCCGUGUACGGGACGAACCACGACGCGGAGGCUCUGGAAGACGCCGCGGCUGGUCCGGGCGUGAAGAGGAGCGGCGCCGGAGCCGGCAAGCUCGGCUCCGGGCUCGGGCAGACGCUCGCCGACAUCGACUUCAGGGCGCUGGCGGCGGCGAACGAUCUCGAGAGGGUGACGGUGGCGAAGCUGAAGGAGUUCUGCGCCGCGAACGGGCUCGCGGUGGGCGGCGCGAAGGCUGCGCUGUGCGAGCGAAUCAAGGACCACCUCCUCGGAUAG
Molecule: messenger RNA, 2343 nt
Organism: Micromonas commoda
Lineage: Eukaryota; Viridiplantae; Chlorophyta; Mamiellophyceae; Mamiellales; Mamiellaceae
Exons: 1
Coding region: 1-2343 (780 amino acids)
Biological process (GO): telomere maintenance; cellular response to X-ray; double-strand break repair via nonhomologous end joining
Cellular component (GO): nucleus; Ku70:Ku80 complex
Molecular function (GO): double-stranded DNA binding; DNA helicase activity; telomeric repeat DNA binding
Source: RefSeq, a predicted model, not a curated record